Messenger RNA from Salvelinus sp. IW2-2015, 1644 nucleotides. The record is from RefSeq and is a predicted model, not a curated record. NCBI's taxonomy places the organism in Eukaryota, Metazoa, Chordata, Actinopteri, Salmoniformes, Salmonidae.
AUGUCUCUACCCAUGGCUGCAGGGCCUGUUAGUGGGCAUCCCUACUCCAUCUCUCGUGCCCAGUGGAUGUAUGGCUGGCCUAACAAGCCGGGCUAUAAAAAGUACAUUGCUCUGAAGCCAAGGCGGAUAUACUGUCUGACUAGAGCUGUGCUGGAGAUGCUGAAAUACUUCCAGUAUGGAAAACUCUAUUUCCAGUGGAAGUCCUGGUACAAGAAUGUAGAAAACCACAAGCAUUAUGAAAAGGGCAUCACGUUUGGGCGUCGUAGUAACAAGCUGGAUUUGUAUUAUCCUCCCACGGUGGGCCAGCCAGGCCGUGGACCGGUGCCUGUGGUAGUGUUUAUAUACGGAGGAGCCUGGGGUUCAGGGGAGAGGUCCAUAUACUGUCUACUGGCCAUGCAGAUGGCUAAGGAGCUCAGCGCAACGGUGAUCUGCCCCGACUAUUGCACCUAUCCAAAGGGUAAUGUUUUGUGUAUGGUUCAAGAUAUUGCGGACUGUCUCAUUUGGGCGAGGGACAGCGGCCAUAAAUUCAACUUUGACAAAGAUAACAUUGUGUUAAUCGGCCACUCUGCUGGGGCUCACCUAGCAGCUCUAACCGUGCUGUUCAUGGUCGAGGGACGAGAGAAAAAAAGUUCCUUCGAAUAUCUUGAUUUCCCCCCCCCCAUCUCCGGCAUGGUUCUCUGUUCAGGUUUGAGUGGAGUGUACAACAUCGUGGACCACUACGAACACGAACAGAUGAGAGCUGUGGAGUAUGUCUCUACGAUGCACAAAGCCAUGAACGGAGUGGAGAACUUCCCUUAUUACUCACCAACACACCUACUGAAGAAAUUCAGCGAGGCACAACUGAAAAGAGUGCCACCUUUCUGCUUACUCCACGGGACCACCGACAUCAUUGUUCCGGUGGAAUCUUCCCAGAAGUUCUCUGAGCUGCUCACGUCCCUGUCAAUCAAGGUGUCCCUGUACCUCAUGCCUAAAAUGGACCACACAGAGAUAGUCACCGAUCUCAUGGCGACAGACAGGCACUUCUACAAAACAGUGUACAGCUGCAUCAAACAGGAGUACAGCAAGUUCAUAGGCCAGGUCUGUGACUGCUGAACGAAACGACUAACACAAUACAUUAUUCAUUCAUGAUGUGCCGUAAUUCCUCUUGUUUACAUAUUUUUUCUUCUUCAGUUAAUUAUUAUUAUGAUACCUCGAAUUUACAGGAUUUAGACUUUUCGACAAAAACUAAAAAAUAGUUUUAACUCUCUGUUUUAAUCUCCAUGAUGCUUUCUCUGGUGUGUGUUUCAUAAUGGUUCCAUGAUUGUAAACAGACUGAAUGAUAUUUUAAUACAAUAAUUCCUCGUCUUUUUACACAUCAGAUUAUUUUUCAGAGCGGAUAUGAUUGGUCAAAAGAUUAGCCGGUAGAAAGAUCCGAAUUGGUCUCUCUGUCUAAACAAAGCCCCACGUGUGUCAGAACUCAAAUGCACACGCCAAAUAAUCGUGCCAGAGUUUUUUCACCUUUGGGACUAUCCCAUUGGUUCCAUUGUUGCCAGGCCAACUAAAUCAGUUAUUGGAUAUGCAUUUGAUCAAGUCGGGUGCGUACAGAACACUGUAUGAGAUAUCCCAAGGUCCAAUAUAUUCACUCUGCUUCUGCUUCUGCAUUGU